This is a messenger RNA of Caenorhabditis remanei, 1245 nucleotides long. RefSeq lists its product as uncharacterized. Gene Ontology annotation, biological process: acyl-CoA metabolic process; fatty acid metabolic process. Lineage: Eukaryota; Metazoa; Nematoda; Chromadorea; Rhabditida; Rhabditidae. Gene Ontology annotation, molecular function: fatty acyl-CoA hydrolase activity. Bases 1 to 1245 code for a protein of 414 amino acids. The transcript has 8 exons. The record is from RefSeq and is a predicted model, not a curated record.
AUGUUGCCAGAAAUUAAUGUGAUCCCUAGUGACUCAUUGGUUCACGAAAGAAUUUCCAUCGUUGUUAACGGAUUGGAGUUUCAGAAAUUGUACAAAAUUGAGUUGAGAUUAAUACAUAAAACUGGAACUUACCGGUCAUUCGGAGUCUUCAAAGCAAGUGUAUCCGGAAGAAUUGACUUGAGAAGGGAUGCACCAAUACGUGGAACAUAUUGUGGUGUCAACGAGCGAGGAUUGUUCGAAAGUGUUGAACCAACUGAAAGUGUACGAUAUGGAGGAUAUUUUAAUUGCACUCCGCCGGUGGAUUUUGAGUAUCAAUUGAUCGUUACCGAUAGCCAGGAACAACUGGUUAGCAAGAAGGUGUUCAAACGGAGGUUGAGGCAUCCAUUAGUUGAGCGGAUUGAGAUUGAAGAAACCUAUCCAAGUGACAAUGAUGCUCAUAACGGUCAUGAAAUCAAUAAAAUUGAAACAAGUAGUUUGUUGGACCAAAGUAGAAACCCAAAAAUUACCGGAAGUAUUUUCAAACCUCCUGGAGUUGGACCUUUCCCGACGAUUAUCGACAUUUCUGGAACUGGUGGUGGGCUAAAUGAACAAAAAGAUGCUAUCAACUACAUCACGUCUCUGCCAUAUACGUCAGAGAGAAUUGGGUUUCAAGGAGUAUCGUUUGGGGGUACACUUGUGAUGUAUCUAGCAACCAAAUUUCCGAAGAUCAAAGCUGUGUGUUCCAUCAAUGGAAGUUUUGCAAUGGACGAGUUUUCUCAUAUUCGAGUAAAUGGAGAACGUCCACCGAUUGGAAUAUUUUCACCAAACGGAGGACAUGUGAGAUUCCUGAAUGAUCUAAUGGUAUAUACAGAUAUGGUGAAAAAUAUCACAUUGGAAGAUGGAGCGGAAUUCCAGUUCGAAAAUUCUACUAAAGAUACUGCAUUUCGAUUUGUGUCUGCUUUGGAUGAUUUGAGUGUUCCAACUGUUCGUUCAACUAAUCGACUUUCUGAAAGAUUGAGGAAACUUGGAAGAAUAGUUGACGUUGACUUUGUCCCGGGUGGUCACUUAUUGGAUCCACCGUGUUUUCCACAUCACCCGAUGGUGUACUCAAAUAUAGCGGGCCUGUUCCAAACUUAUGGUGGAGAGACGAGUCUUCAUGGAAAAAGUGAGUUCGAAGUUUGGGAACGGACAGUCAAAUUUUUUUCCGAACAUCUUGGAGCGCCAACCCCACUGUCUGACUAUUUGAGACUUUCGGCAAAACUUUGA